AUGGCGGAAAACACGACAAAUAUCACCACUGUCGAGGGCUCUUUCGACGCGUUGAACUCGACUGUUCAAGACGGAAGCAACUGGGUCUCUUGCCUUUCGUAUCUUCAAAACCGAGGCUUUCUCCUGCUUGAGAUCAGACUCGUUCUCAGCUCUAUCGGCAUCAUCUAUCUCGGUGCCCACGCUGCUCUUCGUCGACCUCCUUCCGCCGCUCCGGCAAAGAAGAAGAAACCAGGUGAGAAGAAAGAUGACGAAGAGCGCUUCGCCCAGGGGUUGGAGCCUUCUGAUGCCAUCAUGUUUCCACUCAUGGCCGGCGUUGUCCUCAUUAGUCUGUACUACCUGAUCCAGUAUCUUCAAGACCCCAAUAUUCUCAACAAGAUUCUGCGCUGGUACAUGUCCACCAUGUCAGUUGCCAGCUUGGUGUCUAUUUAUUCCCACGGUAUUGAGGUCGUUACGAGUCUCGUGUUUCCCCGGUACUGGCGCGGACGGGACGGACGUUUAAGGGCAGUAAAGCAGAAGACCAGGUCUGUUGCGGUUUGCGACGAUGCAGGCAAUCCAACCGCAGAAAUUUUGGAGACAGGCAACCCGUUCCCUGGACCUUUCGCCGGUUUGGCAUUCACCGAAAAGCUUCGCAAGUCAGGAUGGGAGCUACGCAGUUUACUCACCCGACACUGGGCCAUCAAGUUCUUCAUGCAUGGCAUGGGUAAAGAGGAGGGCAGAAUCAAGUUUGCGCAUGUAGUGUCGUUGCUUAUGGCCUUGGUCACUGCACUUGUCUACUCGUAUACUACCUCGCCUUUGUUGGCCAACACACUUGGCUACGCAAUGUGCUAUGGCUCGCUUCUCCUGAUUUCUCCCACGGACUUUCUGACCAGCACUCUGCUUCUUAUCGGCUUGUUCUUCUACGAUAUAGUCAUGGUCUUUUACACCCCCUAUAUGGUCACAGUCGCCACUAAGUUGGAUGUACCCAUCAAGCUUACCUUUGAGACCGGGUCGCACAAGAGUAUUCUUGGACUUGGUGAUAUUGUCAUCCCAGGCAUGGUCAUGGCUCUAGCCCUUCGGUUUGAUCUUUGGCUCCAUUACGAGCGCAAGAUUAAGUACGAAAGCACAGACUUGAAGCUUAUUGAGAAGGAUCCGGCGUCAGGAGCUCUUGUAACGAAAAGCGAAGUCAAGCACAAGGAGGUCAAAGCCAAGUACGUCAACGUCAAGGGUAACUGGGGGGACAACCUCUGGACUCGAGGAGCGUUCUUCCUCUCGGGAUCUGGGCAACUGCCUCCAGACUUGGCUGCUACUCGCUUCAGCAAGACCUACUUCUACGCCUCAAUUACCGGUUAUCUCCUCGGCAUGUGGGUCACUUUGGCCAUGCUUUUAGUAUUCAAGCGGGGCCAGCCCGCGUUGCUGUACCUUGUUCCUGGCGUAUUGGGUUCCCUCUGGCUCACAGGCCUGGUUCGUGGGGAGAUCAAGCAGAUGUGGAAGUACACCGAGGACGGAAGCCUAGACAUUGUCGACGUAGUUGUUGAUCUAGACGGCGAGGGUAAUCCAAUCAAGACAAUCGGAAAGCUUGAGGAUGGUGUUGUCGAUACGACUAAGAAGGACGAAAAGGACGACAAAAAGGAUAAGGAGAUCAAGGAGGAUGAGAAGAAAAAGGACGAGAAGAAGGGCGACAGCAAGGAUCAGCACCGCGUAUUCAUGCUCUCGAUUGAUACUGAGGCGGAGAGUGAUUAG
Molecule: messenger RNA, 1719 nt
Organism: Fusarium sp. VM40
Lineage: Eukaryota; Fungi; Ascomycota; Sordariomycetes; Hypocreales; Nectriaceae
Source: the annotation of a GenBank genome assembly